Chlorella variabilis is the source of this 837-nucleotide messenger RNA. RefSeq lists its product as hypothetical. The record is from RefSeq and is a predicted model, not a curated record. The coding region runs from base 1 to 837 and encodes 278 amino acids. NCBI's taxonomy places the organism in Eukaryota, Viridiplantae, Chlorophyta, Trebouxiophyceae, Chlorellales, Chlorellaceae. The transcript has 2 exons. Gene Ontology annotation, molecular function: protein binding.
AUGGAGCGGGGAGAUGAACUCAUCCAAGCAGCCCGUGUUGGAAACGAGGCGGCGGUGCGGCAGCUGCUGGCGGCAGGCGCUCGGGCGGAUCAAGCCAGCGGCGCGGAUGGCUGGCUGCCGCUGCAUGUUGCCAGCUACUACGGCCACGAGGGGGUGGUGAGGCUGCUGCUGGAGGCUGCAACAGCCACCGCGGCAAUGACAGACUACCAUGGACAGACAGCCUUGCACUACGCCGCGCUGGGAUGGACGCCUGCAACACUGGCAGUCGUGCGCCUGAUGCUGGAGGUUGCCCCAAACACAGCCUUGGCAGUGGAUAGUUGCGGCUUCACGCCGCUGCGCCGUGCUGCUGGCGAUCGCAGCAUUGAAGUGGUGAGGCUGCUGCUGUCGGCGGCGCCCGCCGCAGCCGCAAUGCUUGACGCAAGGCAGUGGGGCCCCAUCCACGUCGCCGCUUCUCACAGCAACGCGGCAUCCGUGCAGCUGCUGCUGGAGGCGGCGCCAGAGCUGGCUUUUGCACAGGACAAUGAAUGCCGCACACCGCUGCAGAUGUUCAGCCCGCGCUCUGCCAGCCUCUUUGCCGACCUGGUGGCCCGCCUGCCGCUCAGCCAGGAGCAGUGGCACUCAUUUCCUGCUCCCUGCCCCGACCUGGCUCGAGCGCUGCCAGCCGUCCUGCAGCGCUCGGCGGCCGAGGCGGUGUGGCUGGUGGGGCGGCUUGCAGAGGGGCAGCGUGCGCGGCUGCGGGCGACAGCGCUCAGCCUGGCGCGGGUGAAGCGGGGCAUGCCGCCCCUGCCAGCAGAGCUGAGCGGGCGCAUACUGGCGCUGUGCCUGCUGGGCGCAUGA